Messenger RNA from Schistosoma intercalatum, 1120 nucleotides. Lineage: Eukaryota; Metazoa; Platyhelminthes; Trematoda; Strigeidida; Schistosomatidae. The record is from the annotation of a GenBank genome assembly.
UUUAACGGACCUGUUGACCUUGUUGCAAAUCGCGGUUGUUGUGAUCGACAUGAUGGACGACUCAGAAACCUACAAAUUAUGGAGGAUUCGAAAAACCAUUCUUAAGAUGUGCAAAGAUAGGGGUUAUCUAGUAAUGCCUAAAGAAUUAGAACAAUCACUCGAAGAUUUCAAAGCAACAGUCGGAGAUCCACCAACGAGAAAGGAUCUUCUCAUGGUUGUUAACCAUGAAGAAGAUCCUGCUGAUAUGUUAUAUGUGUUCUUUCCAGAAGAAGAGAAAGUUAACAUGAAAACUGUCCGGGCAUAUUUGAAUCAAAUGCAACAAGAUAGUACUUACAGAGCAAUUUUGGUCCUUCAAGAAAAGGGUCUCACACCUUCUGCAAAGACAGCUAUCGCGGAACUUUCGUGUAAAUACACUUUGGAGUGUUUCUUUGAAAAUGAACUAAUGGUCAAUAUAACGGAACAUCAGUUGGUUCCGCAACACAACGUUCUCACACAGGAAGAAAAGAAAGAAUUGCUCGAACGAUAUAGGUUAAAGGAAAAUCAACUUCCCAAAAUGCAAGCUAGCGACCCUGUUGCUCGAUAUUAUGGUCUAAGAAGAGGUCAAGUUGUACGAAUUACUCGGCCAUCAGAAACAGCCGGACGAUAUAUCACUUAUAGGAUAGUUUUGUGAAUAAAAUUGUGUACAGAUUCUGAAUUUUUGAAAUUGUAUUUUGGGUCUAAAGUCAUACGUACUAGAUUAUUUCAAAUUUAUUAAUUCAUUGCUGCUUUUAUUAUGUUGUAUUAAACAAAUAGUCAUUGUUCAAAUGAUCGUUAGUCUGAAAAACUUUUAAAGUUUUUAAAACUGAUCCACCUACAGAUGUUACUCACUGAAGCUAAAAGAACCUUUCAAGUAAUUUGUACUAUAUUUAAUAACUCUGACAGUUCGCUAUACAAGUUGUGUUAUGGUGGACAAAAUUGAAUAAUUAUGCAACUUUUUCAUUUAAUUUCCGUUCUUCACCUUGAUUACCCGUUUGUUAACUGAAAAUUUACUCAUAGUCAUGUUACCUUAUUGGGAUAUUUUGUGUACAGCUAAUAACUGUAAUAUCUUAGUAUAUAUAUUCACAUAGUGAGUGAGCCAUAA